Penicillium psychrosexuale is the source of this 936-nucleotide messenger RNA. RefSeq lists its product as uncharacterized. The record is from RefSeq and is a predicted model, not a curated record. Bases 1 to 936 code for a protein of 311 amino acids. The transcript has a single exon. Lineage: Eukaryota; Fungi; Ascomycota; Eurotiomycetes; Eurotiales; Aspergillaceae.
AUGGAUAUAGAGCUCCGCCGGCUUGAAAAGUCCAUGAUUGCUCAAUCCCAGCAACUGACUGCUCCUCAGGAGAUAGCCGACCAUCCGGGAAUUAAGGACGAUUCCCUGUUAUCUCGUAACAUCCAAAAGGGGAAUAGACAGCAGACCUAUUCACGUCCAGUCACACGUUCCUUCCUAAAAAAAGAAUCGCCCAACUUCAUUUCUGUCCACCAGCCGAGCGACUCACUUGAUCAAACAGACAAUAUUCCAGACGGCGAGCUUCCCAGUGAUUGCGUCCUCUUCUACAUCCCUAGCCGUUCAAUCCAAUCCGAUAUUCUUGAUUCCUCUGUGCUCUCUAGCCCCAACCGCUAUUCCUUCGAUCUCGCAGCAAACCUUCUGCUUGUCAAGAUGGUCACAAUAAUCCACUCUGACAUCGGUCAGUUUGUCAACCUGGCGCUGACCCGCGUUAUUACCCAGAUGGGUCUUGCAGCCUGCGUUCGCUUUUACGCCGGGGCCACAAUCAGGGAAGAGGGCCGUGGCAAAGAAGGAGAUCAAGGCUGGGGACCUCUUCCAGCCCCUCAAGGCUUUCCAGAUAAGCCUACGGUGACCCUAGAGGUGGGAGUUUCCGAGUCUCACAUGAAGCUCCGGGGAGACGUUGAGUGGUGGCUGCACCCAGCUAAAGGCAAUGUCAACACAACAGUCACAAUCAAGGUCGACAGGAUGCGUCCCCGGCUUAUGAUUGAUCGAUGGGAGCGUAUUGAUGGAGGGGUUCAAAGCACUCAGCAGAUCGAAAUCUCAAAGGUCAAUGGACAAAUGGAAUUCACCAAUGACUUUCUGACCAUUCCCUUUGAAACUCUUUUCCUACGGCAGCCAGCUGGAAAUGAGAACGACAUUACUCUAGAUAGAGAGACUCUUCAGGAACUAGCUGAUAGAACAUGGCGUUUACAGGGGCUCUAG